Messenger RNA from Misgurnus anguillicaudatus (oriental weatherfish), 3628 nucleotides. NCBI's taxonomy places the organism in Eukaryota, Metazoa, Chordata, Actinopteri, Cypriniformes, Cobitidae. The record is from RefSeq and is a predicted model, not a curated record.
UGAAUUCCGACCAAUUGCAGUCCUUCGUUGAUGUACGCAAUUUUACCGGGAAAACGGAACUCGCUCAUGUCCGGUGGAUACAGAAAUUCAACACAUUGAAGUGGCGGGUAAUCUGUCAAGUUGAUGUAUGAAGAAAUAGAGCUUGAGCUGGAAUAAAAGGGUUGCAUCAAAAUGGAUUUCAAACGCCGCAAUGGAGGCCCUGCAUUAGGCGGGGCUUCACAGGCCAAAAAGGGAAAAGUGAGCACGGAAUGGGAGGAUAGUCCAUCCCAGUUUGAAGAGGAACUCGCUCUAUUUGAUGAAAUGGAGAUGGAGGUUGAAUCAGGGGAGGGGGAGGCAGGUCAUGAUGUCAUUCCAGUGGGUGACUUAUUCUCUGCUGAUCUUAAUCCACGAUGGAAACGACCUCCUGCGCCUCCUCUUCAGCCUAAUUCAGACACACUUAUAUUUCAGCAGAUUGAUCUGGACUACUACCUUGGAUCAGCUGUUGCAGGUAUGCCGGGGCAGGUUCAAGGAAAAGUACCUAUAGUGCGCAUGUUUGGUGUGACAGACAGUGGGAAUAGUGUGUGCUGCCAUAUUCAUGGAUUCGCCCCAUACUUCUAUGUUCCUGCACCCAACGGUUUUACAAAUGCGCAUUUGGCUGACUUUAAGAGAGAGCUGAACUCUGUUGUGCUGAAGGACAUGCGUUCCAAUAAAGACAACAUAGCAGUCACUGUGCUGGCAGUGGACAUCACCAGGAAAGAAAGUAUGUAUCAUUACCGUGGAAACCAACCUCAUGACUUUCUGCGGAUCACAAUGGCGAUGCCGCGUCUGAUUGCCCCAGCAAAGCGACUCCUGGAGCAGGGCUUUAAAUUUGGCAAUUUCCCCACUCAAAGCUACCAGGGCUUUGAAGCCAACAUUGACUUUGAGAUCAGGUUCAUGGUGGACACUGAUGUGGUUGGUUGUUGUUGGAUUGAGCUUCCUAAAGGACAAUACAGAGUGAGAGAAGAGAGAAGUGAUGGCGAUUCAGAGUCAAGAUAUCCAGGGAAGGUGUCUCUGUGUCAGUAUGAGGUGGAUGUGGCGUGGAAUGAUAUGAUCAGUCAUCCGGCUGAAGGAGAAUGGCAGAGGAUCGCUCCUCUAAGAGUGCUCAGCUUUGAUAUCGAGUGCGCUGGCAGAAAGGGUGUUUUUCCUGAGCCGGAGAUUGACCCAGUGAUUCAAAUCGCAUCUAUGGUGCAGCGUCAGGGAGAGAAAGAGCCGUUUAUCAGGACAGUUUUCACGUUACAGAGCUGUUCCAGUAUAGUGGGCUCCCAGAUUCUCUGCUUUACUCAGGAAAAGCAGCUUUUGCAGAGCUGGGCGGAGUUUGUGAGGACGGUGGAUCCGGACAUCAUCACUGGUUACAAUAUUCAGAACUUUGACCUUCCAUACCUUAUUAACAGAGCUGCAACUUUAAAGGUGCAUUUUUUUCCGUACCUGGGUCGUGUGCGGGGCAUUAAAUCAGUUUUAAAAGAUUCCAAUUUCCAGAGCAAGCAGAUGGGUCGGCGUGAGAACAAAACGCUCAAUAUGGAGGGACGUGUACAGUUUGACCUACUGCAGGUGUUGUUGAGGGAUUACAAGCUCCGUUCUUACACUCUAAAUGCUGUCAGUUUCCAUUUUCUGCAAGAGCAGAAGGAGGAUGUGCAGCAUUCAAUUAUUACAGACCUACAGAAUGGGAAUGAGCAAACCCGAAGGCGUCUGGCUGUAUAUUGUCUGAAGGAUGCGUACUUGCCAUUGCGUUUACUGCAGAAGUUAAUGUGCGUCAUUAAUUAUAUGGAAAUGGCCAGAGUUACUGGUGUGCCCCUGACAUACCUGCUGUCCCGUGGACAGCAAAUUAAAGUGGUUUCACAGCUCCUCAGACAGGCUAUGAAGCAGGAUCUGGUGAUGCCAGUGGUGAGAACAGAAGGUGGAGAGGACUACACCGGAGCCACAGUCAUAGAGCCAGAGAAAGGAUAUUACAGCGUUCCUAUUGCGACUCUAGAUUUCUCUUCGCUGUAUCCCUCCAUUAUGAUGGCUCAUAAUUUGUGUUACACUACACUUCUGCAGAAAGGCCAAAUUGAAAAACUGGGUCUGGCUCCAGAAGACUUUAUACGGACCCCUACAGGUGAUCUGUUUGUGAAGAGCUCUGUCAGGAAGGGGCUUCUACCCGAGAUCCUGGAAAAUUUGCUGGGUGCCAGGAAAAGGGCGAAGGCAGAGCUAAAGAAAGAGACGGAUCCCUUCAAAAAGCAGGUGCUGGAUGGAAGGCAGUUGGCUUUGAAGAUAAGUGCAAACUCUGUGUAUGGUUUUACUGGAGCUCAGGUGGGAAAACUGCCCUGCCUGGAGAUUUCACAGAGUGUCACUGGCUUUGGUAGGCAGAUGAUUGAACAAACCAAACAGCUUGUGGAAUCGAAAUACACCAUUGAUAAUGGUUACCAGGCGGAUGCAAAGGUCAUCUACGGAGACACAGACUCUGUAAUGGUGAAGCUGGGUGUGGCCACUGUACAAGAAGCUAUGAAUCUGGGAAAGGAGGCAGCUGAAUGGGUUUCUUCCCAUUUCGUUCCACCGAUCAAAUUGGAGUUUGAAAAGGUAUAUUACCCUUACCUGCUGAUCAAUAAGAAGCGGUACGCAGGGCUGUAUUUCUCUUCCAGCGCCGAACAUCACGAUAAGAUGGAUUGUAAAGGAAUAGAGACAGUCAGACGAGAUAACUGCCCUCUAGUGGCCAACCUUAUAAACACAUGCCUCCAAAACAUCCUCAUUGACAGAGACCCUGAUGGAGCAGUAGGUCAUGCUAAAGAGGUGAUCUCUGACCUCCUGUGCAACCGUAUCGACAUCAGUCAGCUGGUCAUAACUAAAGAGCUCACACGCACAGCGCAGGAAUACGCUGGCAAACAGGCUCAUGUUGAGCUCGCCGAGAGAAUGCGAAAGCGGGAUGCUGGAAGCGCUCCAAACCUCGGAGACCGAGUUCCUUAUGUCAUCAUCAAAGCAGCUAAAGGGGUGGCGGCUUAUAUGAAAUCAGAGGACCCCAUCUAUGUGCUGGAGAACAACAUCCCUAUAGACACACAGUACUACCUUGAACAGCAGCUUUCCAAACCAUUACUUCGCAUCUUUGAGCCGAUACUGGGUGAAAGUAAAGCUGAGAGUGUGUUACUGAAGGGAGAUCACACACGAUGUAAGACAGUCUUGACGUCCAGGGUUGGCGGUCUCAUGGCUUUCGCUCAGAAGAGAAGCACUUGCAUUGGCUGCAGAGCUGUGCUUAAAACUGAUGUGGCUGUGUGUGACUUUUGCAAAAAGAAAGAGUCUGAGCUUUAUCAAAAAGAGAUUGCUCAUCUGUCGACUUUGGAGGAAAAGUUCUCGCGUUUGUGGACUCAGUGUCAACGCUGUCAAGGUUCACUACAUGAAGAUGUGUUGUGUACCAGUCGAGACUGUCCCAUCUUUUACAUGAGGAAGAAGGUACAAAAAGAUUUGGAUGACCAGGAAAAGCUGGUCUCUCGGUUCGGCUGGUGAAAAUCAUCACUUGUUUCUGCUUCUAUCUUCGUUAGCUCUUACUCCUCAUAUUCUUACCUCACAAUGACUCAUUCCAGAUUGUAAAGAAUCUACUUGUUUUGUAGUGUUUGAAACAAAUAAACAGUGCAUUUUUGUAAAA